AUGGGGACAGUUUGGCAGGGGGACAGCCACCUCAGCAUCGCCACCAAACCCCACCAGGGCAUAUUUUCCCCAGGCAUCUUGGCCGAGGCGCGGUUUAAGGCGGACAAUGAGGUUUUGCAGCUGCUGGCUGGGAAUUCCUCCCAGACUCUGCUGGAGCGUUGUUCUGGCUGGGUUCAGCCCCGGGAGGUGAACGGCGUCCUGGGGGGGUCCGUGCUGCUCGCCCCAGCUCUGCCCCCCAACAAGACGGUGAAGGAGAUCGAGUGGAGCUUUUGGGACGGCGCUGGUGUCACCAUUCAAGUGGAAGAAUUCGGCCCCAGCGGCUUCGAGCGCCCCGACCCCAAGGACCGGUUUGAGAACCGGCUGGAGAUGUUCAACGCGACGGCGCUGAAGAUUGGGGCCCUGGAGCGGGGCGACAGCGGGGUCUACGGGGCUCGGAUCAAACUGCACCCGGCGCUGGUGGAGGAUCAGUCCUUCAGCCUCGCCGUCUACGAGUCGGUGCCGAGCCCCCGGACCCGCAGCCAGCUCCUGGCCAGCACCCUGGAGUGGUGCAACCUGACGCUGCAAUGCCAGGGAGCCGGGAAAGGCGCCGUCAACGUCACUUGGAAGAGGGACAACGUCAUUUGGGACCUGAGCUCAGAGCAGCACCAGCUCUCCCCGGACGGGACCACCCUCCGGCUCACCCUGCCACCCACCGCCGCCAAUGGCACCUACGCCUGCACCGUCAGCAACCCCCCCGGCACUGCAGCCUCCCCAUCCUGGGUGGUGAACGGCGUCCUGGGGGGGUCCGUGCUGCUCGCCCCGGCUCUGCCCCCCAACAAGACGGUGAAGAAGAUCGAGUGGAGCUUUUCGGAUGGCUCUGGUGCCACCAUUCAAGUGGCAGAAUUCAGCCCCGGCGGCUUCAAACGCCCCGACCCCAAGGAUCGGUUCAAGAACCGUCUGGAGAUGCUCAAUGCGACGGUGCUGAAGAUCGGGGCCCUGGAGUGGGGCGACAGCGGGGUCUACCAGGCUCGGAUUCAACUUUACCCAGCGCUGUUGCAGGAUCAGUCCUUCAGCCUCGCCGUCUACGGGCCGGUGCCAACACCGGAGAUCGAGCACCAGCUGCUGUCCCUCACCGCUGAAGGGUGCAAUGUCACCCUGCAGUGCUGGGUGCCGGCUGGCAGCGAUGCCGAGACCAUCUGGCAGCUCAACACCUCCCUCGAGAUGCCAUGCGGACAGGUCUGCGAGGGGAACCGGACACUGAGCCUGGCCAUGCCCACCAGUGCCUUCAACACCAGCUACACCUGCGUGGCCCGAAAUCCCAUCGAGGAGCGGAGCGUCUCCAUCCACCUGGGCACCCUGUGCCGGCAGCAGG
Egretta garzetta (little egret) is the source of this 1351-nucleotide messenger RNA. RefSeq names its product basement membrane-specific heparan sulfate proteoglycan core protein-like. The record is from RefSeq and is a predicted model, not a curated record. The annotation marks the transcript as partial. Lineage: Eukaryota; Metazoa; Chordata; Aves; Pelecaniformes; Ardeidae. The transcript has 6 exons.